GGCGCACCCCGCUCCGGAGCUGGGAAACCCCGUGCCACGUGAUAAUGUUUACUUUAACCCGGACAAUCGGGGCGACUGUCGGCGACUAUCGGCGGCUAUCGGAGGCUAUCGGAGGCGACUGUGUGGUCGGAGAUGUUUUACACGAUCAGUCCAUAAGCGUGUGAAUAAUAAGUGACGGGCACAGCUGAAUGAAAGAGAUGAGCCUCUCCAGGCAGAUAGCCACAGAUCUAGUGACCGCCUACAAUCACAGUUUGGAGCAGCAGAUCGUGGGACGAGGCUCCAGCCUGGUGUGUCAAGAUGAGGAGCUGUGGAAGGACGUGGAGGAGCUGCUGUUGGACGGAGACGCUCAGGAGACGCACUGCCUGGGUCUGGAUCCACUGAGGGUGAUGGAGGAGUCGCUCAAAGCUGCAGCAGCCGGCGCCGGACGAGUCAAAGCCAGAGGAGGGCUUCAAGGCCUGGCCAAAGCUUUUGAGGUUGUCGAGCAAGCGGCCUUGAACCUUUACCUCGGUCCCUGGAGGGAGGAGUACAAAGUUGUCAAGAUGUACUCCGGUAUGUUCACCCACUACAUCAAACCGGUGCUGUCGAUGCCGCAGAUCGAGAAACUGUUCGGCCUGCUGGGAUACCAGCCCGGCUCGUCUCGCCAAGAGCAGCUUCGCCUCCAGUCGUCCAGAGCCGGCCCUUCGCCCUCUCCGGGCGACCUCCUGCGCCUGUCGUGUGCCUUCUUCCUGGCUCGCUGCGAGUGUCACCUCCUGCUGACGGCUCUGGGGAAGCACGCCGGUGAGGCGCAGUGGGAGCUGAGCGUGGUGAGGGAAAGGCAGCGAGGAAGCAGCCUGCAGGUCGCCCUGGAAAACACCAAGAAGGCCUUGGAAGUUCACAAGCCACCGAUGAAGCCGUUUGAUGGAGACGUGGAGGAAGAUCUGUACACAGACGACCAGGUUAAUGGCGGGCAGAAGGUGGUGGUCGCCAAUGAUGACGAAGGUCCUCGCUCUUUAACCUGGGGGACUCCGUCACCCCAAGCCGCCAAAGCGCACAGCAACGGAGUGACUUCGUUGUCCUCCUCGACCACCAGAGAGGACGUCUGCAUCUCGACAUUCAAUUACCAGCUGACCAAGACGUCGCCUCUGGAGUCGGAGGCCACCAGGAGCUCCUCAGGCAGGUCAGCCUGUGAAGAGUCCACGUUUGACCAGGGGGACUCUCAGACGCUCAGUCUGCAGGAAGAAGCACUGGGGCUCCAGGCCAACGCCUAUCAUUUGUGCGGAUGUCUCCAGACUCCUCAUGUUAGUCUUAAACUCUGCACUGAUUGCAACAUUUUGCACAAUAUCACCUGUGCCUUGCUCAGCCAUUGCUAUGAGAACCACUAUGUGGUACGCUAUGACAAUACGACAGAAGAGGAGCGAGCAGUGUCGCCGCCGCUUGGAAGCUUCAGGCCGAGCGACGUGAACACAUCGCCGACUCUCACCAGCGGCAGCAGCGCGGCGAUGUCCUCCUUAGUUCUGCACGACGACCCCAAAUCAAUAAGUCCAUCUCUUCAUCAUCCGAUCACCUACCAUGACUGCUGCGACCUCACCCAGCUGGACCCUCAGGUCGCGUGUCUCAGCUGUGGCGUCUUCCACUCCGGUUCCUGCAGAGGCAUCGAGUUCUGCCAAAGCCACCACGACAUCAAGCCUCUGGGAGUGUGCUCAUGCGGGAGGAAGUGCUCCAGAAAGCCUCUGGUUCUGUGCAGAUAUUGCGGAAACGAGUAUUGUAGGAAUUGUUGGUAUAGAAGUCCUGUCAUGUGCGUCUGUGGCAAAACUUUUGACCAGGGGUCCUCUGUGUGAUUUGUGUUGUGGGGAAAAUAUUGCACUAACGAGGCACAACGAGCAAAGUGACAGUGCCUUAAAUAAUCUGCGUAUCGGAAAACAGAAUUGACAUUAUUGAAAAAUAUGAAUGAGAAAUUCAAAUGUUGCCUUCACACAGCGCUUCAAGUUUUUUUUUUUUAUUCUGGUCGUAUUUCUAAGACGAAAGCAUUACGAGUUAUUCUGUACGUGGCCAUGUUCACCAUUAACAACAUUUCUUAAAUAUUGUGUACUGUUCAGACUUGAAGUCGUGAUUAUAUUUGUGCUCGUUUGUCACUUAAACGUCGUUUUAACGUGACGCACAAGGAGGUCUGUCUCCAUCUGUAUUUGUUGUCUGCACAGACUGGAGUAAAAAAAAAAAAAGGUCAACGUC
Molecule: messenger RNA, 2208 nt
Organism: Larimichthys crocea (large yellow croaker)
Lineage: Eukaryota; Metazoa; Chordata; Actinopteri; Sciaenidae
Gene: spata2l
Product: spermatogenesis associated 2-like
Exons: 4
Coding region: 189-1817 (542 amino acids)
Cellular component (GO): cytoplasm
Source: RefSeq, a predicted model, not a curated record